Sorghum bicolor (sorghum) is the source of this 3243-nucleotide messenger RNA. RefSeq names its product TPR repeat-containing thioredoxin TTL1. Gene Ontology annotation, molecular function: protein binding. The record is from RefSeq and is a predicted model, not a curated record. NCBI's taxonomy places the organism in Eukaryota, Viridiplantae, Streptophyta, Magnoliopsida, Poales, Poaceae. Gene Ontology annotation, cellular component: cytoplasm. The transcript has 7 exons. Bases 1 to 2508 code for a protein of 835 amino acids.
AUGCCUUGUGAAUUCAUGACUCCUAUUCCUUUCCUUCGCUCUCACUUCUUCCUCUGCUACUACUAUCGCCAGUCCACCAUACUCUCGCUCUUCUUGCCCUUCCUGGUUGGAGAGAGAGAGAGAGAGAGAGAGAGAGAGAGAGAGGGGAGAGCACACACAGACACAGCUGCACAGGAACAGCAAAGCAGACGACCCACCGCGCAUACUACAUACUCCACGGACGCGCUCCUCCGCGUCUCUUGUGCGAGCGCCAACUCGCCUCUGCUGUCCUUGUUCACCAGCUGUGUACUUCUCUUGUAUGCCUGCGUCCGCGGCUCUGCCUGGGCGUGGUCGCCGAGGGGACUACCGCCGCUGCUUCUCCUCGCGUCGGCUGCCGUGACCCACCCACCCGAUUCACCUCCGGUGAUGGCAGAGGCCGACCGUGACCGGAUGCGCCUCCGCGCCGCCGCGCUCACGCUGCACGACGCCGGCGCCAGGGACAAGCCGGACCGGAAAGCCGACGUCUUCGCGGAUCUCGGUUCGCCGGUCUCGCCGCUGCGCCUGCGCCCGGCAGCAGCCACGCCCUCGUCCUCGUCCUCCUCCGCCGGCUCCGCCAAGUCGCCGGCGCCGGGCAAUGCGGCCAUGGGGAGGGGAGCUCGGGGGAGCCACUCGGGCGAGCUGGCGCCGGAGACCACCAAUCCGCCGCGCCCGCCUGGCCACCGCCGCUCCGGAUCUGGCCCGCUCAUUUUCUCCGGCGCCAGCAGCAGCGCCGGCAGCGUCGGAGGAGGAGGGGGAGGCGGCGGGAGCGGGAGCGGGAGCACCGCCAGCUCGCCGCUCACCAAUGCGCUCCCCACAGGCAACAUCUGCCCGUCCGGCCGCGUCGCGGGGGCGGCAGCGGCCGCCACGCAGCCGCCGCGCGCUCGCCCAGUCGUGCUCGGAUCCGGCACCGGCCACUACGGCCACGGCAGCAUCAUGCGCGGUGGUGGAGCGGCUCCCGCGAGGACUAGCGUUGACGCGGCCCCGCUGCUCCACAGCAACAACUCCUCGAGGUCCCCGGCGAGCUGCCCUGCGCCGCCGGCCACCAGCGGUGGUCUGCAGGAAAUCACGCGCGCGGGGAACGAGUGGUACAAGAAGGGCCGCUACGCCGAGGCGCUGCGGCACUAUGACCGUGCCGUGGGGCUGUGCCCCGACAGCGCAGCGUGCCGCUGCAACCGCGCCGCCGCGCUCAUCGGGCUCGGCCGCCUAGCAGAAGCGUUCCGCGAGUGUGAGGAGGCUGUCCGCCUCGAUCCGGCCAGCGGCCGUGCGCACGGCCGCCUCGCCGGAUUAUGCCUCCGGCUUGGGAUGAUUGAGAAGGCAAGGACGCACUUCACACUGGCUGGAAGUGUAAACCAGUCUGAUCCUGUUGAGUGGCAGAAGCUGCAUGAGGUGGAAAUCCAUCAAGGGAGAUGCAUGGAUGCAAGGAAAAUUGGAGAUUGGAAGAGUGCACUCAGGGAAGCCGAUGCAGCCAUUGCUAUUGGAGCGGACUCCUCUCGAUUGCUUCUUGCUUUGAGGUCGGAAGCACUGCUUCGGUUGCACAAAUUAGAGGAAGCUGAUUCGACUAUUACAAGCUUAUUGAAAUUGGAUAAUGCAUCAUUGCCUUCAACACCAACCAAAGUCUCAGGCAUGUCAGCUGACUCUUAUGUCCAUAUCGUCCAAGCCCAGGUCAACAUGGCAUUUGGAAGGUUUGAUUCAGCUGUUGCACUGUCUGAGAAGGCUAAGCUUAUUGAUCGUGUGAGCUCAGAGGUUGAAGUGAUCCUAAAUAACGUGAGAUUAGUCGCAACGGCUCGAGCCCAGGGGAAUGACCUUUUUAAGGCAGGCAAGUUUGCUGAAGCAUCUGUAGCCUAUGGUGAAGGGCUGAAAUAUGAGCCCUCAAAUCCAGUACUAUACUGCAAUCGGGCAGCUUGCUGGUCAAAGCUGGGUCGGUGGGCACAAGCUGUCGAGGACUGCAAUGAGGCCCUAGGAGUCCAACCUAACUACACAAAGGCUCUGUUAAGACGUGCAGCGUCCUAUGCAAAGCUUGAACGUUGGGCUGAUUGUGUGCGGGACUAUGAGGUGCUUCGCAAGGAUCUUCCUGGUGACACGGAGGUUGCAGAGUCCUUGUUCCAUGCCCAGGUUGCAUUAAAGACAGCCCGUGGAGAGGAGGUAUCCAAUAUGAAGUUUGGAGGGGGAGUUGAAGAAAUUACCAGCUUAGAGCAACUCCAAGAUGCUAUCCAUUCACCCGGUGUAUCCGUUCUUUACUUUAUGGCUACAUCGAACAAGCAAUGUGCACAAAUUACCCCAUCUGUGGACUCCCUUUGCUCUGAGUGCCCUGCAGUGAAUUUCCUGAAGGUAAAUGUUGACGAGAGCCCUCAGCUAGCAAGGGCAGAGAAUGUGCGUGUAGUCCCAAGCUUCAAGAUUUACAAGGAUGGCACGAGAGUGAAGGAGAUGAUCUGCCCUAGCUUACAGGUCUUGCGCUAUUCCGUGAGGCAUUAUGCUGUCUCUAGUUCUUGAGGUCUGGUAUUCAGUUCAUUGGUCCUGUUGGUGUCACCUGCCAACAUUUCACCAACAAAUUUGUCCCUAUAUAAUAUCAAAGCCUCCACAGCAUUUCACCAGCUUGGUAUAACCCCCUAUUAGGCAUAUUGAGCAAUCUUGCUAUACAAAGAAGGAACCUCCUCUAGUAUCGUGCAUUUCCCCCCUUCCAUGUGGUCUUAGUCCUUGUGUCACUUAGGCUCCUCCCAUUGCAACUAUUUCUAGCCACCAUUUAACCCAGCUUAAGCAAUUCUUCCAUCUCAUGCAUCGCUUGGCUUCGUGCCUAAAUGAUAAGUCCAACUCCUGAAGAAAAGGCUCCCUGUGGUGCUCCUUGGAUGCAUGCUGUUGUUAGAGAGGAGAAUAGGUAAAGGGCUGGCUGGUUCCUUGUUACAUGUACAUAUAUCCCAUAUAGCAAUACAUCAAACCCAUUGAUAGAUUGGUUGGUUGUGGAGAAAAGGUGGUACCAGAUUCGGAUUUGGAGUCGGUGGAUGAAGAGUACAGGUCUAGCUGCCAUUGUAGAGAGGGAGAGAAUAGAUGAAUUGUGUUAUUGGUAUGGUAUGUAUAGAGAGACAAAAGAGGGAGGUGGCUGGUGUGGUUCAUGUCAUUUGCAUAUAGUAUAUGCCUUUCUGGUGGUCUGUGGCGCUGAUACUUAUAUACUAUAUAUAUAGUUCAUGCUGACAUUUGUUUCUAUGAAUAAAAGAUAUCUCGAUUCUUUCC